Messenger RNA from Emiliania huxleyi CCMP1516, 696 nucleotides. RefSeq lists its product as hypothetical. The record is from RefSeq and is a predicted model, not a curated record. Bases 1 to 696 code for a protein of 231 amino acids. The transcript is spliced from 3 exons. Lineage: Eukaryota; Haptophyta; Isochrysidales; Noelaerhabdaceae.
AUGACAAGAAAGGAAAAAGAAAAGGGAGCCAGCCGGAAGCCUGACGGCGGCGCGGCCAUCGGCUCGGCUGUGGACGGCUGCAUCCUCGGAGGCGCGCUCGGAGGCAUCUUUGCGUCCGGACAGGCGCUGCAGCUUGGCCUCGUCGGCGGUGGAAUCUUUGUGCUGCGCUCGGCGGCGCGGUCCGCCAUAAGCCUUGGCGGCUUCCUCUCGUUUUACAAUGGCGGCACAUGCUCACUCGAGCGGGCCAGAGGGAAGAAGGAUGCAUUCAACCCGUUCGCAGUCGGCGGGCUGAUUGGCAUCGCAGGCGGCCUGCCCGGGUACCUGACCCCCAUGCCGCACGCACCGUACCUCUACCGCAACACACGCGCCCUCGCCGGUGCGGGCUUGAGCAGCGCGCUGCUGUGCUCGGCCCUCCCGUUUCUGUUUGGAGGCGGCACGUCGCGAGAGGAGGCUCCAGGCGCUCCUCCCGUCGCCGCUCCCGAGGAGCGAGUCACCCCUCCGGCGGCGCUUCCACACGCCCUCGAGAGCGCGGCGGGAGAGCUUGCUCCCGCGCCGGCCUUCGACGAGUCGCCGCCGUCGGUCGACCCGGCUGCGGGAUGGGGGAUUGCGCCUUCCGAUGGCGCGGUGCUUGCUCCGGUGGCGGCGCCAGCGGGUGGCGGGGGCGAGGCCCUGGUGGACAAGUGGGCGGCAAAGUGA